AUGGAGUUUAAGCCAUCAGGAAACUACACUGCAGUGAUCAACUUCCUUAUUCUAGGAUUAACAGAUGAUCCCAUUCUUUGUAUCAUUCUCUUUAUGCUAUUUAUGGGGAUAUAUUUGUUCACCGUAGUGGGAAAUUUCUGUACAAUUAUUCUAAUUAGACUGAGUCCACAGCUUCAUACUCCCAUGUACCUCUUUCUCAGUCACUUGGCUUUUGUUGAUGUGGGGUAUUCCACAUCAGUUACACCUAACUUGCUGGUGAACUUUAUGGUGGAGAAAAACAUCAUCACUUACCCUGGCUGCGUUACUCAAUUAGGUUCCCUGGUGACCUUUGGGGCCACAGAAUCCUUCUUACUGACAUUCAUGGCUUAUGACCGUUAUGUGGCUAUUUGUAACCCAUUGCUUUACUCUGUGAAAAUGUCCGACCAAGUCUGCUCUGUGUUAAUAGUGAUUGCCUACAUGGGUGGCUGUUUGAAUGGGGUAACUUAUACAGGCUGUUUACUGAAUUUAUUCUUCUGUGGCCCUAAUGUAAUCAAUCACUUUUUUUGUGACUUUUCUCCUUUGGUUAAACUUUCCUGUUAUCAUGUCUUAGCAGCAGAAAUACUCCCUGCUAUCUAUUCAGCAAUAAUAAUAGCUAUAGCUCUUGUAACAAUUGCCAUCUCCUAUCUGUACAUCUUCUUCACUAUUCUCAAUAUGAACUCAAAAGAAGGAAGACACAAAGCCUUCUCCACCUGUACUUCCCAUCUUACUGCAGUUACUCUAUUCUAUGGAACCAUUAUAUUCAUUUAUGUAAUGCCAACAUCUAGCUAUUCCACGGAUCAGAAUAAAGUGGUGUCCAUCUUCUAUAUUGUGGUGAUCCCAAUGUUGAAUCCUAUGAUUUACAGCCUGAGGAACAAGGAAAUUAAAGAUGCCUUUAAAAGACUGGUCAGUACUAAAAGACAUUCUUAA
Messenger RNA from Antechinus flavipes (yellow-footed antechinus), 945 nucleotides. Its product is annotated as olfactory receptor 478-like. The transcript has a single exon. Gene Ontology annotation, cellular component: membrane. Lineage: Eukaryota; Metazoa; Chordata; Mammalia; Dasyuromorphia; Dasyuridae. The record is from RefSeq and is a predicted model, not a curated record. Gene Ontology annotation, biological process: sensory perception of smell; G protein-coupled receptor signaling pathway. The coding region runs from base 1 to 945 and encodes 314 amino acids. Gene Ontology annotation, molecular function: G protein-coupled receptor activity; olfactory receptor activity; odorant binding.